This is a messenger RNA of Oenanthe melanoleuca, 3201 nucleotides long. It is a transcript of the gene SRSF2, whose product is annotated as serine and arginine rich splicing factor 2. The record is from RefSeq and is a predicted model, not a curated record. NCBI's taxonomy places the organism in Eukaryota, Metazoa, Chordata, Aves, Passeriformes, Muscicapidae. Gene Ontology annotation, molecular function: RNA binding. The transcript has 3 exons. The coding region runs from base 356 to 1021 and encodes 221 amino acids.
CUUCCGGGUCACGGCGGCGGAGUUUUAACAGCCACUUUCCAAACGCAGGGCGAAUUAUUAAUUGAGAGGGGGAUUCGCCGCGCUGUCUCCGGGACCACCUCGGGGAAAAGUAGGAAAAAGGGACCGGGGGUCGCUGCCGCGACGCCGCGGGCGGGGCGGAGCUGCGUUCCCUUCCGGGGCACCGCCGGCCAUUUUGUGGCGUUAAGCCGCGCGCGCGGGCGGUUCCCCCUCAUUUCCUCGUCGCGGCGGGACGGGGCGGCCGCUCCUGGCGCUUCGCUCCGGCCUCGGGCCGCCCCUCGGACCCUGAGGUUUAUUCUCUUCGGCCGCCGCCGCCCCUCAGGGGCUUCUGCCCACCAUGAGCUACGGCCGCCCGCCUCCCGAUGUGGAGGGCAUGACGUCCCUCAAGGUGGACAACCUGACCUACCGCACCUCCCCGGACACCCUCCGGAGGGUCUUUGAGAAGUACGGCCGCGUGGGCGACGUCUACAUCCCCCGGGACCGCUACACCAAGGAGAGCCGCGGCUUCGCCUUCGUGCGCUUCCACGACAAGCGGGACGCGGAGGACGCGAUGGACGCGAUGGACGGGGCGGUGCUGGACGGCCGGGAGCUCCGCGUGCAGAUGGCCCGCUACGGCCGCCCGCCCGACUCGCACCACAGCCGCCGCGGGCCGCCGCCCCGCCGGUACAGCAGCAGCGGCUACGGCCGCCGCAGCCGCAGCCCUAGAAGACGCCGUCGCAGCCGAUCUAGGAGCAGGAGCCGCUCUAGGUCUCGCAGUCGGUCCCGCUACAGUCGAUCCAAAUCCCGGUCUCGCACACGUUCUCGGUCUCGCUCCACCUCCAAGUCCAGAUCUGCCAGGAGAUCCAAGUCAAAGUCGUCAUCUGUCUCCAGAUCCCGGUCCAGGUCAAGAUCCCGGUCCAGAUCUAGAAGCCCACCCCCUGCCUCAAAGAGGGAAUCCAACUCUAGAUCCAGGUCUAAGAGCCCUCCCAAGUCUCCGGAAGAAGAAGGAGCUGUAUCCUCCUAGGAAUAUGGUAAUGUACCUCGGGAUCAGUAUAGGAUGCAUGUUACUUUAUUAUAGCACUUAGGCGGGGUGUUGGGUAGUUCUUGGAACAUUAAUAGCCUGAACCAAGAGAAUCCUAGUGGGGCACAUUGUUAGUUGUUGGUUUUGGUAUUUCUUUUCUUGAGCAGUGGUUUUUUGGUUAUUGAUUUAGGGAAAUAAUUACUGAAGGGUUUUCUACAGAGAAAUAUUUUUUUUUUAAACAGAGAAAAUGUUUUAUUGCAAGAUUAAUGCCUUGGUUUUAAUAAAAUAUUGUAUGAGACGCAACCUAUGAUGAAAAUGACUAUUUCUUACUGUAUUUAUCCAACAUCUGCAUUUUCCCCUUUAAAGCUGCGGUCUCCUGUUUGCUAAAAGAAUAUUGGCCAGUAUUGCAGAUUUUAACUGAUUUGGCUGAUCCUCCAGGGACCAGUUUCUGUGGGCGUGUGUUGGAGCAGGUUUGUCUUACACUGUUAAAGAUACACUAUCCUUUUAGAACGGAAGAUCGGUUCAGUGGCCGUUAUACUGACUGGAGGUAAUAACUGUCCUAGAAAAGUGGUAAAUUCCUUGCAACGAGAAAACCACGGAAACUUAGUUUUUCCUCGACAUCUUGAAGAGGCAUCUAAGGAUACACCGGGUGGGGAAAGGAUAGUGUGUCUUUAACCCUUCAAACUGUUUGGUCCUGUUUUUUAAAAGGAAAGGGCCUGAGCUAGCUCUGGAGUUAGAUAAUUGUAGCAAAAUUAGUCACAUUUCCGGUUUUGAAUGCUAAUUAGAGCUUAGUUAAGUCUUUAUGAAGAAGUAUUAAGUUUUGUAACUUUUAUAGAACUCUGAAUAAUCGAGUGGUGAACAGGCUGAAUUGAAGUUAAUGGUGGCUUGAUCUACAGCCUGGUGCUUACUCUGCUUUGUAACUAAAUAUUUUGACUGAACUUUACAUUUGGCCUCUGAAGUAAAGCAACACACGGGGGGGGAGGUGGAACACUAUGGAAAUUCCUAAAGCUUAAUUAAAUUAGGCAAAGCCAGUUGAAACACAACUAGAAGUAUCCCUGAAGUCGUCUACACCCAAAAUAGACAAAGUAGAAACCUGGCUGAACUUUUCUCUCUUCAAACCUAGAUGCUUCAGCUAAAAGAGAACCCACAUAAAGGACGCCUUUGGGGGGAAAAGAUCGCUUGAGUCUUCAGCCCAUUGGAGAGACCCUGGCCGAGCAACCAGCUGUUGAAAAGGUUAUUUUGUAACAUUUUGUCUAACUUUUUACUUGUUUAAGUUGCGCCUGAAGUGGCAGAUUUUACAUUUUAUGUGCCAUUUUGUUGCUGUUAUUCAAAUUUCUUGUAAUUUAGUGAAGUGAACGACUACCGAUUUCAUUAUUGGCUUGGAUAUUUGAGGUAAAACUUCAUUUUUGUUUAUAUAGUGCUGACUUCUAUUGGAAAUUAAAAUCGAUGGUACCUUGCUGCCUCCAGUUUCAUACUGAGGAAUCAUGCAGCCAUUAUAUGCUGAUAGCUAACUGUCAAAAAGUACUCUCAAUUUUAUCUUGAUUUCUUAAAAGUCCGCAAAACUUCAACUUGAAACUUAUUGUAAAUGCUUUUUUUUUUUUUUUUAAAGAAAGAAAAACUUUGACUUAAAAUAGCAUCAUCAAAUUCAAAUUGGUAGAAAUCUUUUCAGGUGACAGUUGAUAUUUGCAAGGAUUGUUUUAUCAGACUCAAUUCUAAUCUCUUCUCUUAUGUAUUUUUGUGCACUAGGCGCAGUUGUGUAGCAGUUGAGUAAUGCUGGUUAGCUGUUAAGGUGGCGUGUUGCAGUGCAGAGUGCUUGGCUGUUUCCUGUUGUCUCCUGAUUGCUCCUGUGUAACGAUGCCUUGUCGUGCAGAAACAAAUGGCUGUCCAGUUAAUUAAAAUGCCUGACAACUGCACUUCCAGUCACCCGGGCCUUGCGUAAAAAAAAUGGAGCAUACAGUGAGCACAUCUAGCUGAUGAUAUACACACCUUAUUUUUUCCAGAAUGGUAAAGCUUACCAACCUACAUAUAUGAACUUACAUAUGAGAAUUGUAAUGUUAAGCAAAGAAAUGGUUCAUUCCUUUGUAAGUACUGAUUGGUGUAACUUUUGCUUAAGACAUUCUGUACUAUACCCACUGUCUCUGUAGUUAAUAUUAAACAUUUUUUUCUGUGUUAACUUUUCUCAA